Cajanus cajan (pigeon pea) is the source of this 471-nucleotide messenger RNA. The record is from RefSeq and is a predicted model, not a curated record. NCBI's taxonomy places the organism in Eukaryota, Viridiplantae, Streptophyta, Magnoliopsida, Fabales, Fabaceae.
AUGAUCGCUUCUCUCUCCUUAAGGCUCGCAAAUCUGAGAUCCUCCAAGAACCGCGCCACCAUCCUCCGCCGCAGCUCGCGAGCGUCGACGUCCUCGCCACCCAUGGCCUUGCGCGACGCCGGUGGCGGCGAUGACCUUGUCAACGACAUAGGUGAAUUAACCGGUGGCGACAGCAACCGAGUGGAGUUUUUGGGGGGUGGUGAAUCUUUAGGUGACAGGGACCGUGGCGGCGUGGCAAUUGGAGGAGGUGGCGAAUUUCGUGGUGGUAGUGAUGAUGAGUUGUUUGGUGGUGGUGCUGAUGGCUAUGGCGGUAGUGGUGAUAGUGGUGGAGAUGUAUUGUCAGAAGGGUUUGAUGGCGAGGGUAGUGAAGGGCUUCUUAAUAGAACUGGUGCUGACAGCGGUGGCGAUGGUGGACAACUAGGUGGAACUGGUGGCGGCGCCAAAGAAGUUGGCGGUAGUGAAAAUGACUAA